Messenger RNA from Folsomia candida, 3090 nucleotides. RefSeq names its product tRNA wybutosine-synthesizing protein 4. Gene Ontology annotation, molecular function: tRNA methyltransferase activity; protein binding. The record is from RefSeq and is a predicted model, not a curated record. Gene Ontology annotation, biological process: tRNA methylation; wybutosine biosynthetic process. Bases 540 to 2804 code for a protein of 754 amino acids. NCBI's taxonomy places the organism in Eukaryota, Metazoa, Arthropoda, Collembola, Entomobryomorpha, Isotomidae. The transcript is spliced from 8 exons.
CUAUACCAACAAAUACACCACGACGCAACGUAGAAAGAACCCAACUCACUCCUCGUUCAUAAGAGCAAGUGAUCAUUGUUGGAUGGCAGCGUGGAUGAGGAUGAGACAAAGAGCGGAGUGCACCUUACAAUUUUUCACACAAGGACUAUGGACAGAGUUUUAAAAAGUCUACAAAAUUAUUGGAAGACACUUUAGUUGUAAAUAUUGUAAUCAAGGAUAAUAUGGGUGAGUGGAAAAUGAAUCGGGUUUCUCUGUGUUGAAGUGAGAGUGAAAUGAAACAGGUCGAUUAUAAGUUAUAAUUUAUAACUUAUGGGUACAAGGACUCGAUCUUGCGUGGGUGAGAGCUGCUGCUCUAGGAAAACUCGGAAAUUGUCGUCAUUUCAUUCAUUCAUCACACACGACGUCAAUUCACUUCCUUUAUACUUUCACUACAAAGCAAGAUGUGAUAGUGCUGGUGUUGCACUUGUUGCUUUGCGCCAUUAAUGUUCCAUUAAUUUUCCAAAAUAUGAGCAAAAUCUUUAAAUGAGUUGAAAUCUAAUAUGACUGAGUUUGCACAGUCUCAGUUUUUACCUUCCAAUUCUGGUUCUUCCACCACUAAGCUAUCUUACAAGAACGAGUCUAACCAAGUAAGAUAUACUGGCGACUGGAGUGCGGAUUCCAAAUUAUCAGCAAUCAACAAUGGAUACUGGGAAGAUCCUUUCUUCAGACUGUUUAACACUACUGAUCCUUCAAAAAUUCGAAGAACCUCCCUGAUUUGUCGAGGUUACUUUGUCAGAUUUCGAGUGUGUGAUUAUUUUCUUAGACGAAUCAUUCGAGAGAUUGGCCAGCCUAUACAGGUAGUGGCAAUAGGAUGUGGGAUGGACAGCACAUACUUUAGGGUUCUGCCUGAAUUGGAAAACUUAAUUUUGAGAUUUUACGAAUUAGAUUUUAAGAGUGUUAUCACUACUAAAAAGUCAAUAAUCCUACACAAUGAAAUACUUCAAGUUAUGGCGGACAACAAAUUACGUCUUUUACACUGUGAUCUUCGACAUGUUUCUUCCCUUGAAGACGCUUUAAAAAGUGGUGAAUUUGACUUUCAAAAACCAACUUUAUUCUAUUCAGAGUGUGUUGUAAACUACCUUCGUCCUCAUGAAAACUUCAAAAUUCUACAAUGGAUCACAGAGCAUGUUCCAAAUAGUGUUUGGCUAGCGUAUGAACAAUGUAACGCCAGCGAUCCAUUUGGACAAAUAAUGGUCUCACAUUUCCUAAAAAAUGGCUGCCCAUUACUUUCUCUUUUGUCAACUCAAAGCCGAGUUGACCAAGAAGCACAAUUACUGAAAGCGGGUUUUAAUCAAGCCAAAGUGAUCAAUGCAUACGAUGCAUUUUUAAAAAUUGGAGCUGACGAUCCUCCAUAUUUUCCUGUUUUAAACAAGUUAGAACAGCAAUUUGAUGAGUAUGAGCCGCUACUUGCUACAUGUCUUCACUACUCUGUGAGAAUCGGUGCUAAUGGUAGUCUGAGUGAUUCCAGUGGCUGGUGGAAAUUUCUCCAAGAAUUUAACAACAAGAUUAAUGAGUCGUCAACAUCUUACAGGCAAGAAAUGGUGCCCCUAGUUCCACAACCAAGUUCUUACUAUAGAGUCAAAUCAUUCCCAAUAUCUAAUUUGCCUAAACUAACCGGCGGACAAAGAGCUAUUGCAAUGUCAGAUGGAACAAUUCUUACAUUUGGUGGUUCAGGAGAAAAUUCAAGAAGAAUGAAACAUCUAAUUGCUUCAAAAGUUGACUUGGAUUCGGUUUCUGUUGGUGGAAGCAGAUUGACAAGCGUAGCAGAUGACGAUGACGACGACGACGAGGUUGAAGAAGAUUUAUGGAGAAAUACUGGAUCCCACCUUCAAGUCAGCACUAAAAUUUUGUCGGAGAACUCAAAAUUUUAUGAGCGCUUGUAUGGAGCAUGUGUAUACGUUCCGUCUGGUGCCAAAGAUGGUGAAAGGGCAGACUCGGUUUUAAUUUUUGGGGGACGAAAAUCUCCAGCAAACCCUUGCACAAACGACUUGAUUGAAUUAAACUUGGAUAACCCAUUGUUGACCGGUGAUGUGGGUAGCAUCAUUUUAUCACCAACGUAUGGAAAAUGUCCACCUCCUCGCUGGCGUCAUGGAAUGGCCUUAUUUGUUAAAGGAGGAUCUCCAUUCGUAUUCUUAUUUGGGGGACGAAACACAGACGUGGUACUCGGCGAUUGUUGGUGGUAUUCAGUGGAAGACUUUUCUUGGAGUGAAAGGAUUAACACUGCAAAAUCUGAAUCAAUAAAGACGAUUGAAACCAAAGAGCCUGGUCCAAGACAUUCCCAUUGCAUGGUCUCUGAUAGUGAUGGAAAUCUAGUUUAUAUGCUGGGGGGCAUGUCAGAAAAUGAUGCUGUUUUAUGUGAAGAUGCGUUUUGGGUUUACGAUUCUGCCACAAACAAAUGGAAUAACGUACAAGACUUUAAUUAUUUUGUCAGAAGAAUCGGCCAUGCUGCGCUUAAACACAAGAACAAUAUAAUAAUUUUGGGGGGAUAUGGAGCAGAUUCAACCUACGGCUUGGACUUUUUCGCAAUUGUGAUUGACUUGGAGACUAAUAUGAUAAAACCAAUUCGUCCGACAAUGCCCAGAGAAGAACUCUUUCUGCCAUUUGGAUUCUCAGCAUGUAUACUUAACGACGCCAAAGAUGAAUGUCCUAACAUUGUCGUGUUUGGCGGUGGGGGAAAUUGUUUUUCCUUUGGUAGUUAUUACAACCAAGUGUGUUUUACUAUUGCAUUAGACUCUGAAACUGAUGACAGAUCUUCGUCAAUUUAGUCACCGUCCCAAAACGAAUAGUUGAGAUUUUGAGAUAAAUUACCUAUUUAUUUUUAACGAAACGCUACAAUAUUCUACUGAUAUAUAUAUUUAUACAAGAUGCACAAACUUUAUUUUUGUUAUACAUAUCCCCUCUGUGUAAAUGCAGAGGAAAACCAAAAAUACUAGUGUGAAUAUUCUUAUAGUUCUUCCAAAUAUCAUGAGAUGAAUGUCUGCUUGCUUUAAAGACUAUCAUUAUUGUUUUUAUGGUCAUGAACAAUGUAAUAAAUGCGUUGGUAAUGAAAAU